Molecule: messenger RNA, 1032 nt
Organism: Hibiscus syriacus
Lineage: Eukaryota; Viridiplantae; Streptophyta; Magnoliopsida; Malvales; Malvaceae
Product: oxygen-evolving enhancer protein 2, chloroplastic-like
Exons: 4
Coding region: 113-892 (259 amino acids)
Biological process (GO): photosynthesis
Cellular component (GO): photosystem II oxygen evolving complex; extrinsic component of membrane; photosystem II
Molecular function (GO): calcium ion binding
Source: RefSeq, a predicted model, not a curated record
UCCCGAUUCCCCCCUUCACGUAUCAAAUCAAAACCCUCCACGCCCACACCACACUCUUGUUCAGUCAGUUUCAGUUUAUAAUUUAGGCUUGAUUACUAUCAGAGCAGCAGCCAUGGCCUCCGCCGCAUGCUCCCUGCACCACCACCAUGCACUCAUCACCACCGCCACCAGAUCAUCAGCAUCGCAACGCCUAGCUUCAAACGCCAAGCCAAAUCAACUCCCGGUUUGCACUGCUUCUCUGAAACAUGCAGACACGAUGGUCUCCCGUAGGUUGGCUCUCUCCGUGCUGAUUGGCACCGCAGCCGCUGGCUCUAAGGUUUCUCCUGCUGGUGCCGCCUAUGGUGAAGCAAAUGUAUUUGGCAAGCCAAAAACGAACACCGAGUUCAUACCGUACGAUGGACCAGGGUUCAAGCUGUCGAUACCAUCGAAAUGGAACCCGAGCAAGGAGGUUGAGUACCCUGGUCAAGUCCUGAGAUAUGAGGACAACUUCGACUCCACCACCAAUGUUGCUGUCAUGGUCACCCCGACUGACAAGAAGUCCAUUACCGACUUCGGGUCCCCUGAACAGUUCCUCUCCAAGGUGGACUAUCUGCUUGGAAAACAAGCAUAUUCUGGCUUAACCGAUGCUGAGGGUGGGUUUGACUCAAAUGCUGUGGCGACUGCAAACAUAUUGGAGACUUCAACUCCGGUGAUAGAUGGGAAAAAGUACUACUUCUUGUCGGUGCUGACGAGAACCGCCGACGGAGACGAAGGUGGCAAGCACCAACUAGUCACGGCCACCGUGAACGGUGGUAAGCUUUACAUCUGCAAGGCACAAGCUGGGGACAAGAGGUGGUUUAAAGGAGCUAGAAAGUUUGUGGAGAGCGCUGCAAAUUCCUUCAGUGUUGCUUGAUUCAAAAAUCUUACUUUUAGACGAUCUAGAAGAGAAUAAAAAAUCUAUGUAAAUAUUCUUAGAAAUUAUCUGUAUAUUUCUUAAGUGGCACAUAAACAAGGAUGAACCCUAAUGUAUAUUCCUCCAUGUAUGAUCUCUCU